Closterium sp. NIES-67 is the source of this 768-nucleotide messenger RNA. The record is from the annotation of a GenBank genome assembly. NCBI's taxonomy places the organism in Eukaryota, Viridiplantae, Streptophyta, Zygnematophyceae, Desmidiales, Closteriaceae.
GCUGUGCGAGGUGGAUUCAAAAUGAAGGUACUGCCGGAUGAUUUUAAUGAGGUUUUUGAGUCUAUUCUAGAUGGACUCCCUCCUGACUGCGCCGUGGGCCACACCAUCCCCGUGGAGCCUGGAAAGCUCCCACCGUUUCGACCUCUGUAUCGCCUCAGUCCAGCUGAGUUCGAGGAGGCUAAACAACAGAUUAAGGAGUACCUCCGAAAGGGAUGGAUUGAGCCAAGCGCAUCACCUUAUGGAGCACCAAUCUUGUUCGUUAACAAGAAGGGUGGUGGCUUACGCAUGUGCGUCGACUACUGCGCCUUGAACAAGAUCACAGAGCACACUCAACACAUAAAAUGGGUGUUACGGAAGUUGCGAAAACACAAGUUCUAUGCUCGUUUAUGGAAAUGCCAUUUCUAUAAACGCGAGCUGGAAUAUCUCGGUCAUCUCAUCAGGAACAACGGACUUAAAGUCGACCCCAAGAAGGUGGUGGCUGUCCAGAAUUGGCCUGUCCCACAGGACGUGGGCCAGGCCAGGUCCUUCCUAGGCCUGGCCAAUUAUUUCCGCCGGUUCUUGGAAAAUUACUCGACUGUCGUUGCCCCUCUUACAGCACUCACCCGAAAGGGUAGUGCAUGGGAGUGGACUCGACAAUGUCAAGAGGCGUUAGACGAAGUCAAAACGAAGCUGACCAAUGCUCCGGUUUUGGUAUUGCCAGAUCCUUCUAAACCCUACUGUAUGAGGUGGUCACAGACGCCUCAAUAGUAGGGAUUGGGGCGGUACUCU